UCUGCCACCUCCGAUCAAUCAAUCAAUCAGCAGAUCCAUUCACUGGGACUCUCUCUCUCUCUCUCUCUCUCUGUCUCUUUAAAGCACUCCUAUCUGGACAGGGAAACUUCUCUGAUUCUGAGAAACAUAGCAGGAAAACCUACGCACCUGCUGACCAAGGAGGAGCAGGCUGCGAAGCUGAAGGCAGACAACAUCCGAGUCGCCCUGGAGAAGAUCAAGGAGGCCCAGGUGAAGAAGUUGGUGAUUCGCGUUCAUUUGUCAGACGAGAGCUCAAAGACGAUGAUGGUGGACGAGAGACAGACGGUCAGACAGGUUCUGGACAGUUUACUGGAGAAAUCCCACUGUGGCUACAGCCCAGACUGGUCCCUGGUGGAAACGAUCAAUGAGCUGCAGAUGGUGGAAACGUAUGAGUGUUUCGGCGGCAGCUCGGUGUCCGUCCCUGAGAUGGAGGGAGUGUUGUGGCUGAAAGAGGACGGGAAGAAGUCGUGGAAGAAGCGCUACUUCCUGCUGAGAGCCUCUGGCAUCUACUACGUCCCCAAGGGCAAAGCCAAGGCCUCCAGGGACCUGGUGUGUUUCCUCCAGUUGGAUCACGUUAACGUUUAUCUGGGUCAGGGCUACAAGAGCAAGUACAAGGCUCCCACAGAUUACUGCAUGGUGCUCAAGCACCCUCAGAUCCAGAAGAAGUCACAGUACAUCAAGUACCUCUGCUGCGAUGAUGUCAGAACACUCCAACAAUGGAUCAACAGUAUUCGUAUCGCCAAGUAUGGGAAGCAGCUGUACAUCAACUUCCAGGAGGCGAUGAGGAGAACGGAGGCGGCGUACGAUUGGUCCUCCCUCUCAUCUUCCUCCAUCAAGUCGGGAUCCAGCUCCUCCAGCCUUCCAGAGUCUCAGUCCAACCACUCCAGCCAAUCAGACAGCGGCGUUUCAGAGAUGACGUCAACAGGCCACACCCGCUCCCAGAGUGGCGUCAGCUCCAUCUUCUCUGAUGCCUGGAGGAGAGGAACGCAAGGAGAGAUGAUGAGGAUUGACCCUAUCAGUCGGCCUAUUCCUCUCCAUAUACCCACCAUGUCCCCGCAGCCUCUUCCGCUCUCUCAGCCUCAGACUCCGCCCUCCCGGACCAGCUACACUGACGGCCUUGUCCCAUCGGAUGAUUCCUCCCCGUCGCCGCCCUCGCCUCCUCCACCUCCUCCCCCUCCCCCUGCGGUAUGUGUGGCCCAUCAGCCAGCACCUACCACCUCAUACGUCAAGUACAGCACGCUGGCUCGCCUGCAGAGCCAGAACCAGUCCAGGACGCCGCUGCCGGGAGCGACGCCAGCUGCCAUUCCCAUUCAGUCGACCAAACCAAACUACAAUACUCUUCCAGCUGUUUACAGCACCUCCCCUCCAUUACCACCAUCUCCUCCCCCUCCUCCUCCCCCCACAGUACCAGCUCCUGGCUCAGCCAUGGCUGCACUAAAAUUUGGUCCACCAAGCCCCUGCUCCGCUCUCCCACCACCACCACCGCUGGAUGAGGAGGAGCAGGAGCACGCCUACCUUCCGCCUCCUCCACCGGAGAGCCUGGAGGCCAAUGGGUUGCCGCUCCCUCCUGCUCCAGAGCACAUCCCCGACUCGUGUCCCCAACUCACCAACACUGGGCUCCAGCAGUUCCUGGCACAGAAGUUUCCCAACAUGGUGUACAACUUUACCACAGAAGAAUACGAUGAAAAUUGUCCUCCUCUUCCACCUCCAGCUGGACUCUCUCCUCCUACCUCCCUGCUAGCUCUUCGGCCUCUCUCCCCCAGCGGACCCCCUCCUGCACCUCCCAAAACCUUUACUGGUGGUUUUCCCCCUCAAACUGCUCCUAAACCUUCAGGUCCCUCCUCCCUUCCUAUCGCCCUGUCGCCUGUGUCUCCAACGCCACCGCAAAGCAGCCAAGGGUCGUUUAAAAAGCAGCAAAGCUUCUCAACGGGACAUUCCCCCAAUCAGCCACCUCCGACUCUUCCAAAGCAGCACAGCCUCUCCUCCAAAAACCUCACCAUCUCUCCUUCGUCCUCCUCCUCCUCUGUCUCCAUUGCAGCUGCUACCUCCUCUUUGGUCAAACAGAUUGUCAAUCAGUUCCCGGGAAAUGCUGCCUCUUCCUCCAUCCCUGCCUCCAACUCCAUGGAAGGCUCCAAGUUCAGCACUCCUCAGUCUCCUCCAGCGGUCAAGGCCAAACCAAAGUGGCAGCCAGGAGGCGUUGUGGCUCCACAGUCACCAGAGUUCCCCCCACCUCCUCCAGACAACCCCUUAGGAGAUUUCCCUCCUCCUCCGUCUUCAUCCUCCUCUAAGUCGGGCUCCCCUAUAAAGAAGUCACCUUCCACCUCAUCUACAGGUUCCAACAAGCGAGGGCCUCCGCCAGCUCCUCAGAGAGCCUCCUCCAUGCGGUCCAAUUCAGGCGAGGUCCAAGACGAGAGGCCAAAGAAGGUGGAGAGCCUGGUCAACAAAUUUGGCCAAGCUCCUCAGACGGGUACCUCAUCCAGCUCCUCGUCAGCGACUGGGUCUCCUUCUAAAGAUUCCUCUGUGCUUCCUGCUCCGCUCCCGAAGCCGGGGAAGCUGAAUUUGGCGAAUCUCCCGCUGGUGCUCCAGGGGCUGCAGACAGGCCAGCACCAUCAGCCACCGACAGAGUUCCCAUCCCCUCCUCCCCCACCUCCACCUUCCCAGCCGACUAACCUCGACUCCUCUCCCGACUACUUCCCGCCUCCCCCCAGUGACUCAGAGCUCUUCCCUCCUCCUCCUCACCCGUCAGAGUUCCAUCACCCCCCGAAGGUCGCUGUGGUGAAUCCCCAGCCUCAGAUGCAGCAACAUCAACAGUCGGCGACGCCCACCUUGUCGUCAACGUCAUGGAAACAAAGCUCCCUGAAAAAGGGGGCAGUCCCUCCUCCAACACUGAACCGGUGGAGCAGCAGCACAACUCAGUAUGACAAUACGAUUUCAAUGCCGCUCUCACCGCCUCCUCUGUCUCAGACACCACCUCCUUCUCUGUCCUCUUACACGUCCUCCUCGUCCUCUCCUGUCCCACCCACCUCCCCGAAAUCAGCCGGGCCGGUCUCCCUGGCACUGAAGCCUCACUUCCUGGAAGACCUCAACCGCACCCUUAAGAGGAAGUCGGUGUCUCGCCACGGCUCCCUCACCUCCUCCCACCUCAUCCCCUCCUCAAAGAUGGAGCCCGUGGGCACCAUGGACGACAUGGCGCUGCUGCCGCCACCUCCUCCGGAGCUCAUGCAGCAGCAGCAGGGGGUCCGAGGACACUCCCAAACUCUGUCUCGCCACCACACGCACUCCCACUCCACCAAACAUGCCAACAUCUCAGGCUAUGCAACGCUGCGGCGAGGCCCGCCUCCCGCUCCUCCGAAAAGGGACCAAAGCACCAAACUGACCAGUGAUUGGUAGGGAGCGAGGACACUGGGUGGAGCCUAAACAACUGAACUGACUAUUUAGGACUCAUCGUUUCUGCAGAGAAGAAAUAAUCAAUGUCUGUCUUGACUUGUCCGUCUCCCCUCAUCCUAAACCAUCCACACUUGGAUUUCUGAGCAAGUAGCAAGCUGUGUUUCCUACUCUUAAUCUCAGAUAACGAUCGUUCCUAUUAUCCUCAUUAUUACUGUCAUUACAAUACAUGUUUAACCCAAUGACAUGAGUAAAAAAUAUAUAUGUAUAUAUAUCUGUAUACAAGCAAGCCAGAAAAAUCACCAAUCAAGCUUUUUUCACAACGUCUGUGCAGCUUUGCAUUGAAAUAUACAAAAGACGAGACGGAGACAAUUUGCUGCAAAAUAACUGGUACUGCAUGGAGCCGUAACGUUACCGACGAAGGGAAGGAGAGAUUUAACGGAAGGAUGCGAACGUGAGAUGACGUGUACAGAAAUGUUUGGGGGUGGGGGGGUGGGGGGGCAGGGCACUCUUAGAGGGAGCAUUGCCAUUUAUUUCAAACCUUUUUGUGUGUGUGUGUUUUUAUAUAAGAUUAUUUAAUACUGGAAAGAUAUUGUUAUUAUAAUUAUUUGAAGUUUUUAAGAAGUGUCAGAUGAGAAUGAGUUUGACUGGACGUGUAUUCUCAAAAUACUUAGAAAGUGUUGAUCUGGUUUCUCAGUUUAUACUUGGAUCGUUUGAUCUGAACGUAUUUCCUUUGAAUUUACGGUUUCGUGGCUGAUUGGCGACUUGGAUUUAACGAAUACUUCCCGUAAGGUUGUGCUCAGAUUACAGGAGGUUUUAAAUCAGUUUGUAUGAAGAAAAUAUACCAGAGGGAAGUAUAACAUUCUUUUCAUGUCUUCCCUUUCCUCUGUGAAGUUAGAGGUCUUGCACAUUUUCAUUUCUCUCAGUUCUCCAAAUUAAAUUUGUUUCUAUCGGAGUUAUCUUGACCAGAACCUCCAGUCGUCUGAGUUCAGCCUUCACACCUCCGUCAGUCAGCGACAUCAAACCAAUGUUUUCAUGACAGUCCUGAUCUCCCACCCUGUUUACACGGACUCAGCUUUGCCGUCGGUGUUUGUUGGCUUGUAGACCAAGCGGCUAGUCAGCUCCAAUGAACUCUGUCUGAACGAAGGUGAUCAUCACUUUGCUAGUGAAUAAAAUCAGUCAAUUGUUUGUCAUCUUAAUGGCUCGUCCAUCACUUUGCAUGUUUAUAAGAAGGGGGAGCGUCUUCAUUGUCCCGAGGAAGAAGUGCCUGAAAAGAACUUUGUAUCGUGCAAAGGAUUUAACGUCGAUGGUGCCACCUGAAGUUUAGGUUCUUCAUCCACACACUGGGAUCGUUGU
Molecule: messenger RNA, 4758 nt
Organism: Paralichthys olivaceus (Japanese flounder)
Lineage: Eukaryota; Metazoa; Chordata; Actinopteri; Pleuronectiformes; Paralichthyidae
Source: RefSeq, a predicted model, not a curated record